Messenger RNA from Polistes canadensis, 3102 nucleotides. RefSeq lists its product as uncharacterized. Lineage: Eukaryota; Metazoa; Arthropoda; Insecta; Hymenoptera; Vespidae. The record is from RefSeq and is a predicted model, not a curated record. Gene Ontology annotation, cellular component: nucleus. The coding region runs from base 1706 to 2611 and encodes 301 amino acids. Gene Ontology annotation, biological process: regulation of cell cycle. The transcript has 2 exons. Gene Ontology annotation, molecular function: cyclin-dependent protein serine/threonine kinase inhibitor activity.
CAGUUAGUCGCUAGAAGGCGCUUUACACGCGUUUAAUGCGUUUUCGCGCAUCUCCGUUAUACAUUUUUUGUAACAAGAGCAUUAGACAACGAAUCGCAUCAAUCGUUCGCUUGUAUUCCGCUAACAACUAUUUUCUCUCGUUUCAGAUAGAAAGAAAAUAUUGUAUAAACGCAAGUCUUUCGGUGUUUCUAUGAUUACUACCCUGUCGUCGUCAUCAUUGUCGUUAUCGUUUCUCAAAAUUUUCAUCGAGAGAUCAAACAUAACGGUUAAUCGUGAUCGUCGAUCGUCGUUGUUUAUCAAUCGAACUUUGACGGGAAUUUAUUGACAAAUUAAUAAACGCAUCGGAGAGUUGUUCGACGAAACCUACGGGCCGUGUGCAAUUUAUAUAUACACAAACAUAUAUAUAUAUAUAUACGAAGCGAAAUUUCAUAUUCGAAAAAGGAUUAAGGAUAAUUAUUAUUCUUUUGUUUGAAUAUCUCGCAAGUGUUUUCUUGUCGUCGCGUGUGUCAUCGUCACUGAGAUACGAAUAACACAAAAAGCGCGCGACGAGCAGGUUCGAAAUUCGCACGCGCGCCUCAACGCGUUCCAGUCUUCGUCGUCAUUCUCCUCCUUCUCCUCCUCCUCCACCUCCUCCUUCUAUCUUCUCCUCAUUCUCCUCCCACCGUCGUCGUCGUCGUGGUCGUCGUCGUCUCGCGCGCGCAAGUGCGUACAACGUUGCCGGAUCAAAUUUCUUGCGGGCCUUGUGACGGGGAGUAUUCUAACGUGAGAAGAAAAAUGUUACGAGGAAAGUGUGAGAGAGAGAAAGAAAAAUAGAAAUAAUACGGAGAGUGAGAGAGAGAAAGUGAGAUUGUUAUAGGAAUAUCAACAUUUUCGCAAAAGGAAGGGAAAGAAGGAGAAAAUAUAAUAAAAAAAGAGAAAAGCCGAAGGCUUCGUCCUCGUUCGUGAACGUUCGAAGUUUGUUUUCAGCCUUCCGUCUUUUGCGCUUGCAGUGUUGUCAGAUUGUCGAACAGCGUUCGAACGUUGCGCCGUGUCCCGCCGCGUACUGCCUCCCCCUCUGCUUCUCUCUUAGACUCUUGGAGCAUUUUCGUUUGGAGAAACUCAUGUGCUGGGAAAAACAGGAUCGUGGAGAAUAAUCCGAUUGGAAUAUAAUCGUUCGAAGUGAAAGGUAUCGGAGUCGUAUUACUGCAUGCAUAACAUCGUGUGUUCUCAGUUAACUUCUCGCUGAUCUCUGAUCUCAAGAGAGAGAGAAAGAGAGAAAGAAAGAGAAAGAGUUAGUUAAAGAACAGCAGCGCAGAGUGGUAGUAAGAGGAACGUGCGGCCAUUAUUCGAAAUUCGGUGGAUCGCGCAGCGUUGCCGGGUUGUUGUUCGGCGCGAGUAUUUCAACGCUUCGAGACACGACGAUUCUGAGAAGGAUAAUCAUCUCUGUUGGGCGGUGGUGCGAGUGGGAAAGAAAGAGUUGAACGGUAACGAGUGAACGAAGAAGAAAAGACGACUUUUAUGCCGGGCAAAAGAAAUUUUCAUUACGUCGACAUUACGACGCGGAUUGUUCGAACGUCGUGUCGGCGGGCGGCGGAGGGACAGUGAAUUAUUUUAAGUGAACGCUUGAAAAAAAAGUAUUGUAAUAUAUUGGACAAAAAAAAGUAAGGAAAAAGAAAGAGAGAGAGAGCGACGUUGGCGCGCUCUAGAAGGAGUAACAACGAAAAAUAUGAGCGCAAGAGUGUUGAAUCCGGCGAUGAUGACGGAAAUGAGUCGGAACUUAGGGGGAGGGCGAACGGUGCCGAGCACAGCAGCUCUCGCGCGCGUUAGAAGGGAUCUGUUUGGUCCUGUUGACCAUGCCGCUGCUCGUGCCUUGGCCGAACGCGAGUUACGCGCUCAAUCCUUGCUGGACACCGAAAGAUGGGGAUUCGACUUUCACUUGGAAAUGCCCAAAUCUAAUUCCAGAUACGAGUGGGAGGUUGUUACGUCGAAGGAUAUCAUACCGGAGCCUUAUGCGCUUCGCAGUAUGCCAUACUUGAGGAAACACGCACCUUCGACGCCAAGAAAAUACGAAGAUAAUAAUGUUGUUGUACAACAGCAGCAAACUACGACUCUUCUUCCUACGCCUCCCCAACGAACGUUGAAUGGAACGACCAAUGUGAAAGCGGUGGCAACAGGAACAACACCAGCAGCCACCACUGCUACUGCAGUCGUUGUCGUUGCAGCUUCGACUACGACGAUAGCAACAGCACCUAUUAUUACCAAUGGAAAGUCGAAGAAAACUACGAUUACUCAGCGAGCAGAAGAAGAUGUUGAAACUACCGAAGAAGUUGUCGAUGAAAAUACCAAGUCCGAAAGGACACCACCCCAACGAGAACGAUCUAGAGUACCGGAAAUUGGCGAAAGUACGCCGAACGAGACCUCCUCCGAUGAUCAUACCACUUAUGAGAGUGCCAGGAAAAAGAAAUAUUCCACUAUUGAACCUUCCACGCCUGUCUUGCCGAUGAGCACGAGAAAAAUCACCACCAUCACGCACUACAUGAAGAGCCGUAAACGUCGCUUAAACGGUGGCACGAAGAGUGUAAUAGAACCACCGGAAAAGGUUGCACGUAAUGCAGGACAAAUACGCAGCUAAAGAGCCUUCGGCAUUCUCCUUCAGCCUCGGCCUGAAAUUUUUCUUCUUCUCUGUUUCUUCGAUGGCCCAAAAUUCGCGUUGUCUAUGGUUACAAAAUCAUAUCUCAAAUUAAUAAUCCAUCCUACAAAAUUUUAGGAAAUGAAUUUAACAUUUGUAAAAAGAAAAAGAAACCAAAACAAAAACAAAAAAGAAAGAAGCAGAAUCAAAUUAGAGGGAAAUAAUAGAAAGUAAAUAAGAAGAUUAAUAAUUAAAUAUGGAAGAAGACAGCGAAGAGAGAUAAGGAUAUAAAGUAACGACGAAUAUGAAGGAAAGGACAUGAACAAAAAAAAUAAGCGUGAAGAAGAGAAAUUAGGCGAGGUCCUUAGGCUGUGCCAUUCAACUAGAUUUUAUCGAAGCGCCACGAAUCCACGUGUCAGCUAUAAAACGAGACAAAAAGAGACAGAGAUAAACGAAAAUAAAAAAAAACCAAUAAUACAUGCGAACAGCGAAAA